Protopolystoma xenopodis is the source of this 540-nucleotide messenger RNA. The record is from the annotation of a GenBank genome assembly. NCBI's taxonomy places the organism in Eukaryota, Metazoa, Platyhelminthes, Monogenea, Polystomatidea, Polystomatidae.
AUGUUUGUAUCCAAAACCCGUCAAUACAUUUCCUCAAACAAACACCCCUUUGCCUCCGUUGUUGGCUCUAUUUCUUCAGGUUCGCAACCAUUUCUAUACCGUGAUGAUGCUAAUACUUCACGGGAAACCUCUCUAUCGUCAUCAGGUGGGCUAAUUGCCUUGUUAGUAGGCAGAUUAACAGGUUCGGAUGCCUCCAGUCCCCGUGUUUCGCAGCACUUACGAGACUUGGGGAAGAUUGUUGAGCUUGUGAAUACAGCCAUCUCAUUACACAAGUGCCUUGUCGAUCAUGAUGACGUGAGGGGUGCCACGAGCCAAGAAGCUCCCUUAGAUCCUUUAGCGGUUCGCGAGCAAAAUUCUUUUGGCUUAAGUCAUCAUGACAAAAAUCAAUGCGAAACAGGCAACAAAUUGGCAACCCUUUCUGCCGACGUCUUGCUAGCUGCUGUUUCAUCGCUGCUAGCGGGUUUCGACUGUCCCCAGGUAGAUGGUUCUCUGAUUGGAUAUUUUCAUGAUAGGUUGUUGAUAUACUCUCCGGAGCCAUGA